AUGGGUCAACCACCGAACCUGCCAGGAUCUUUCGACAAUCGCGGUGAUGGAACACAAAACACCAACCUCGGCGAUGGGAGUCAGAACAACAACAACUCCAGUGGACAGCAGAAUAUCAUUAGCGUUGGAACAGGUUCUGUAACAGCGUAUUUUGCUAGCAACCACCAGGAUGAGCAAGGUCAAAACCAGGGAAAUAUAUAUGACAAGAUCAUCUGGUCGCUGGCAUUCCCCCAGAUGAGGGAUCGAAGAGACCACAUCGAGCGUUGGUACCGAAAUACCUGCCGGUGGAUUCUGGAGCGAGAAGAGUGUAGAUCCUGGCGAGAGCAGCCCCGUGGCCUGCUCUGGAUCGCGGGAAAACCGGGUUCGGGCAAAUCAACCCUGAUGGCCUUCUUGCACGAAGAGCUUUGCAAAUCGUCAGAUGCAAGUCAGGACCUUCGCCUGGAAUUCUUCUUUACCGCGCGGGGCACAGAGCUGCAGCGCACCCCCUUAGGAAUGCUUCGGUCGUUGCUGGUCCAGAUCUUGAAAUCAAAUGCGACAGUGUGCCAUGAGCUUCGACAGGCCUAUCUGGAAAGAUGCAGGGAUUUUGGUGAACGCGACUGGGAGUGGCCACAAGUGCUGCUGGAAAAGUUGCUUCAAGAUGCCAUUUGCAAAUUGGCUGCACUGCAGCAGGUCACGAUCUUCGUGGACGCCCUGGACGAGGCUGGCGAGGCAGAUGCGCGGAAACUGGUAAAUUAUUUCCAGGAGCUGAAUGACGCCGCGAAAAAGAGUCAAGCUAGGGCCAAGAUCUGUAUAUCAUGUCGGCACUAUCCAAGUGUGGCCCCGUUCGGUGUUGCAGAGAUCGUGGUGGACCAACAUAACCAUGAGGAUAUCGCGACAUACAUCAAGAGUCAUCUGCCCAGUGAUAUCUUGGUAACGGACGGUCGACACCACGAGGGGUGGAAAGAUUUGACGAAUCAAUUGAUCGAUCAAGCAAACGGAGUGUUUCAAUGGGCCCAUAUCGUGAUGCCUCUGAUCAGGGGUCAGAUUGAUGAUGGGAGAUCGUCCAAGGAUAUCCGUCGUUGGUUGCGCAAUGUACCUGCCGAUUUGGAAUCUGUGUAUCAGUACGUACUGGAACAUGUGAUCAAGCCCGAGAACCGAGUGCAGUCCUUGCAGUUUUUCCAGUGGGUAGGCUUGGCAGAGCGACCCCUCACGGUGACAGAAAUGCGAUAUGCCAUGGCGGCAUACUAUGUGGAUGCCACUCGAUCAUAUGUCCAUUGGCAGGAAGUCGACGAGUUUGUCACAACCGACAAGAGCAUGCGGCGAUUGAUCAAAGCUCUCUCCGGCGGACUCGCAGAGGUGGUCAAAGGCCACGGAAGUGGCGACGUGGUGCAGGUCGUGCACCAGACGGUCAAUGAAUUCUUACGGACGACAGGACUAGCCUUAUUGUCAAGAGUGGCUAAUCCUGUGAUACCAUCCAUCGAGAACGGCACGAUCAUUCUUCAAUCUCAGGCAAUGCUUUACCAAUCUUGUUUAUUCUGUCUAGCGACAGCAGAGAUGCCACUUGCAAAUCUGCAAAAUACGCGAGAGAUGAAGGAGGCGAUGCUUUCCAAGAACGGAUCAUUCCUCAUUUACGCGAGCAAGAAUCUCUUAAUUCAUGCAGAAAAAGCUGCUAAUUUUCGUUCCUUUGCACUGGAACAGGAAGUUCAAAUAUUGGAAAGAAUGGUUGGCAGAUGGGUCAAGCUCUAUCAACUUUUUGAUCCCUGGGGGUUAGCAUGCCCACAAGAUGGGACUACGAUAUUACAUAUGGCAGCAGCUGCCAAUAUGACUGAUGUUGUAGCCUUUGCAGCGUCCAACAAUGGCAACGUCACCGCGGUGGAUGUGAAAGGGAAUACUCCCUUCCACCUAGCGGCAUGGUGUGGCCACAUCAAGGUUGCGAAGAUAUUUCUGGAGAUGGGAGCAAAGCUGGACACGACAUGCAGAGGAGGUGAAACGGCACUGGUCAAUGCAGCCUCCCGUGGGCAUGUGGAGUUUGUGAAUUGGCUCUUAGAGGAGGGAGCAGCUAUUGACACGACAAAAGGCUCGUCUGGAGGCGCGCUGCAAGCUGCCUCGUUGGGAGGCAAAAGAAAUAUAGUGAGAAUAUUGCUAGACGCCAAAGCCGAUGUAAACGCCCAGGGUGGUCAAUACGGCACUGCCCUACAGGCCGCUGCUGCUACUUUAUAUCAAGACAGCGCGGAGGUAGUAAAGAUACUACUUAAUGCUGGGGCCGAUAUCAACGCCCAGGGUGGUCAAUACGGCACUGCCCUACAGGCUGCUUCACACAAAGCCAGCGCGGAGGUAGUAAAGAUACUACUUAAUGCUGGGGCCGAUAUCAACGCCCAGGGUGGUCAAUACGGCACUGCCCUACAGGCUGCUGCUAUCUCAUAUCAAGAUAGCGCGGAGAUAGUAAAGAUACUACUUGAUGCCGGGGCCGAUAUCAACGCCCAGGGUGGUCAAUACGGUACUGCCCUACAGGCUGCUUCAUACAGAGGCAGUGCGGAGGUAGUAAAGAUACUACUUGAUGCCGGGGCCGAUAUCAACGCCCAGGGUGGUCAAUACGGUACUGCCCUACAGGCUGCUUCGCGCAGAGGUAGCGUAGAGGUAGUAAAGAUACUACUUGAUGCCGGAGCCGACGUCAACUCUCAGGGUGGUCAAUACGGCACUGCCCUACAGGCUGCUGCUAUCUCAUAUCAAGAUAGCGCGGAGGUAGUAAAGAUACUACUUGAUGCAGGGGCCGAUAUCAACGCCCAGGGUGGUCACUACGGUACUGCCCUACAGGCUGCUUCAUCAGAAGGCAGUGCGGAGGUAGUAAAAAUACUACUUGAUGCCGGGGCCGAUAUCAACGCCCAGGGUGGUCAAUACGGCACUGCCCUACAGGCUGCUUCAUACAGAGGCAGUGCGGAGGUAGUAAAGAUACUACUUGAUGCCGGGGCCGAUAUCAACGCCCGGGGUGGUCAAUACGGCACUGCCCUACAGGCUGCUGCUAUCUCAUAUCAAGAUAGCGCGGAGAUAGUAAAGAUACUACUUGAUGCCGGGGCCGAUAUCAACGCCCAGGGUGGUCAAUACGGUACUGCCCUACAGGCUGCUUCAUACAGAGGCAGUGCGGAGGUAGUAAAGAUACUACUUGAUGCCGGGGCCGAUAUCAACGCCCAGGGUGGUCACUACGGUACUGCCCUACAGGCUGCUUCAUCAGAAGGCAGUGCGGAGGUAGUAAAAAUACUACUUGAUGCCGGGGCCGAUAUCAACGCCCAGGGUGGUCAAUACGGCACUGCCCUACAGGCUGCUUCAUCAGAAGGCAGUGCGGAGGUAGUAAAAAUACUACUUGAUGCCGGGGCCGAUAUCAACGCCCAGGGUGGUCAAUACGGCACUGCCCUACAGGCUGCUUCGUGCAGAGGUAGCGUAGAGGUAGUAAAGAUACUACUUGAUGCCGGAGCCGACGUCAACUCUCAGGGUGGUCAAUACGGCACUGCCCUACAAGCUGCUGCUGUUUCAUAUCAAGACAGCGCGGAGGUAGUAAAGAUACUACUCGAUGCCGGGGCCAAUUUCAACGCCCAAGGUGGUAUUUAUGGCAAUGCCCUGCUUGCUGCCGUCCAUAAGGGUGUUGCCUUUCAAAUUCCGAUCCUUCUCCAAGCAGGCGCAGAUCCCAGCCUUCUCGACAACCUCCAUCGCUCUCCUAUUCAUAUAGCUGCCUCGAAAGGCCUGCUACAUAUACUUCGGCAGUUCCCUGCCCUUUUGUGUGCCAUCAAUGCCCAGGAUAUAUUUUCACGAACCCCGCUCCACCUUGCAGUCCUUCAUGAUCAUGAAGAUUUCGCCCUUGCUCUUCUCGAGCUGAAUGCUGAUGCACUCCUCCGAGAUGGAUACGGCAGAAACAUUCUGGACUAUGCAACAGAUCGUCCUCGUCUGGUCGCCCGACUUCACGAUUUAUUCCCGGGAAUCAUGCAAACUGAUCAACUGCAGCAACGCGCGAUGGUCCGACAAUCGAUUCUUCAAAUAUCAAACACAAUGCUCUUCUCUAUUCCUGAUCCUGCGAGGCCGUUUCUGCCCCUUCAACACCAGCUUGGCCACUACCUGUUAUAUUUGGAUGAUGCAGACAAUGCUCAUUCUGUAUUGAGUUUGAACUUGGACUACGAAAACCUUCAAAUUGGUGUCAACCAAGACCUGAUCUGCGAUAUAUGUUCCGGAAGUAUUCGUGGAAUGCGUAUCAUUUGCCGACUCUGCCUCGGUCUAAAUUUCUGUCAGUUUUGCAGCCGCGAAUAUCCCACCCAUGGCCGAUGGAACCCUCACCAAGUGCAUGACAUCCUUGAAGUGUCAUACGAGCAGCCACCUGACUUCGAUCAUGCUAUGGAGCGCUUAAAGGAUCUCUUGCAGCAUAUCGCUCGUCAGUAUGGCGGCAUAUCGGAGCUGCCGCCGAACACCCAACCUGACUUUCCCACUCCUCGUGGCCCCCAUCCUUUGGCUACCCCUCUGGUUUUUGGCCUAUUGGCGACUUCAUUAUGUACUUGGCACCUUCUUCGCCGCAAUUGA
This is a messenger RNA of Penicillium oxalicum, 4539 nucleotides long. Its product is annotated as ankyrin repeat domain-containing protein. Gene Ontology annotation, molecular function: protein binding. The record is from RefSeq and is a predicted model, not a curated record. The coding region runs from base 1 to 4539 and encodes 1512 amino acids. The transcript is spliced from 4 exons. Lineage: Eukaryota; Fungi; Ascomycota; Eurotiomycetes; Eurotiales; Aspergillaceae.